AUGACAAUUUUAGACUCGAUAAAAUUAAUUGCACAAUCAUGGAAUGGAGUAUCAAAAAACACUAUUAAAAACUGCUUUCAACAUGCUGGUCUAGUGAAAUCGAUCGAGGAGUUUCAUUCAGAUGAUGACUUGCCUCUGAAUCAGCGGUACGAGAAAUAUAAAAGUGUUGAUGAUGAUGAUUGGAACGUCCUCCUAAGUGAUUGGUUGCGAAGUCACUGCUCAGACGUAACUACUGUGGAAAAAUAUCUUUCCGAAUUAGAUAGAUUUACGACCAUCGACGAUAAUUUGGUAGCAACAGAGACCUCAAUGGAUUGUGACAUUAUUGCUGAAAUUGAAGUAAAACUAUUCAACGAAUGA
Molecule: messenger RNA, 357 nt
Organism: Acanthoscelides obtectus
Lineage: Eukaryota; Metazoa; Arthropoda; Insecta; Coleoptera; Chrysomelidae
Source: the annotation of a GenBank genome assembly